Molecule: messenger RNA, 469 nt
Organism: Sclerotinia trifoliorum
Lineage: Eukaryota; Fungi; Ascomycota; Leotiomycetes; Helotiales; Sclerotiniaceae
Source: the annotation of a GenBank genome assembly
AUGCCUGACCUCAUCGACGCCCAGCUUCUUUGCCUAAACGUACCACCAAAUCAUCUCAGGGGUGCCAUUCGUAUGAUUACGCAUAGAUUAGCACUUCUAGCCGAGAACCCCUCUACCGCUGUUUCCCGCGACGUCUUUCCAGAAAAGAAUUCCUGGCAACAGGCUCUUCAUAAUUUCAUCGAAAUGGGGUCCUAAUAUGCGAGCGCAUCAUGGUGGGCUCCCAAUGGUGAAAUACUGACAGAUAUUCCCGAGUAUCAUUAAUGGGUUGGAGAUGUGGACAGAAUUUUGCCGCUUGUUCAAGAAACUCACAGCGCAUGUCGAUUUCCAAAUUCUUUGGGAUAUCUUCGAGGAUACGGAUUCGCCAGACGAACUCUUCUCGAGAAAGCUAUUCUCGCAAGAUAACUUGAUGGAGCUGUUCGAUCGUGGCCCACGUAGCCCCCUGAGUCUCGCUUCCCUCACGCUAAAUUAG